Messenger RNA from Asparagus officinalis (garden asparagus), 519 nucleotides. Its product is annotated as CASP-like protein 4C1. The transcript has 2 exons. NCBI's taxonomy places the organism in Eukaryota, Viridiplantae, Streptophyta, Magnoliopsida, Asparagales, Asparagaceae. The coding region runs from base 47 to 424 and encodes 125 amino acids. The record is from RefSeq and is a predicted model, not a curated record.
GUUUGUGCCACCGCGGCUGAGAGAUGUUUCUGAGGGCGGGGGCAAAAUGGUAAAUCUGGUGCGCAGGUUCGUGCUCGCGGCGAACGCGAUCGUGGCGCUCUACUCGCUUCUCGAGAUGGGGGCAGCAAUCUGGGAGAUCCUGAGGGGCACCACACCGCUGCCGGAGGCGCUUCAGCUCUGGCUCGACUUCAGUCACGACCAGGUGCUCGCCUACUUGCUGCUGUCGGCCGAGGCGUCCGGCACCGGAGAAGCGCGUAACCUGAGGAGGGGUGACACGUGCGCGGCCGAGGAUGCGUUCUGCGUACAGGCGUACAUAUCGGUCGCUUUAGGGUUUGGGGGGUUCAUGUUCCUGGCCGCCUCAGCUCUGAUCUCUGGCUACCGGCUUCUUUCCUAUUUCAUCACCGGUUCUCGUUUCCACGUUUGAUGAACCCGGGGGGAAAUUAAGUUUUUUUUUUUUACCUUAAAUCCAUAUUUUGUAACAUUCGUUAUUAUUAUGUGAAGCUGCCUUCGGUUUUUUUU